AUGAAGGCAGGUUUCAAAAGAACGCAGCUGGAGAAAGUCAAGGAGGCAGAGGACCACGAUGAGCCAACACCGGAUGGCAACACACCAUUCAUGCCGUAUGUACCUGCAUCGCCUGCAAAGGUGCCGCUGCGGAAUUCUGACUGCAAGUGGAAUUAUCGCAAAGCCAGAUGUGAGCCGAAGUAUGCCUGCGAAUACAAGUUUCGGGCCGGGGACUUCAAGCUUGGUCAGAGCUGCCGCCUGAAAAUUGACAAGUUCAAACCUACAAGUGAUAAGGAUUGCCUUUGGAACUACAAGGAGGUGAAAUGCCACGAUUCGCUUUACUGCUCACGGCAAUGCAAAGCUGGCGACUUCAAUUUGGAUGCGUGCUGCAAGCUGCGCAAGAGCAAGCCUGGGACAGAACCCGGCUCUCAAAAGUCUGAGGCCCCAUCGUCCACGACGACUGCAACUUGGGAAAGCCACGCAGGCAGCUCCAAGGAUGAAUCCGAGGAGGAUGUGGAUGAUGACAUAGGACUGAAAGCAGAUUGGACAGACGACGACUCUGCUUUCGUGGACCAAAUCCUGAAGGAGCUGGAUGAUGAGGAUAUAGGGCUGGAGUCCGACUCUGAAGAUGUUGAAGGAAACAAACGGACAGGUGAGGACAUUGGUCUUGAGGCUGACGACGAAGCAUCGCCGGAACAUGAUGAUGGCAACGCUGGAGAGAAGGAUGGUGAGGAAGAAGGCAACUGCAAAAGUGAGUCUGAUCGGACAAUCUUGAAAAAACCCGACGUCCCAGAGGAGCUUGAGAAGAUCGGGACAGCUAGCUGGAGCACAAGGAGGUGGAAGAUCGUGAGAGAGAAGUCGCUGAAACUACACAUGGAAAAGCUCAACCUGUCGGAGCUUUGUUCCACGUGCUUCGUGGACGUUUCUGAUUGCAGCACCAAAAACUGCUUCUCAUUGCUGGCCAGGAAAGGAAAGAGCCAUCCUGAGUCUGCGGCUUGCAUCGAGGAGCACUGCAACCAAGCUCUUUUGCAAUGCACCGGUCUUUCGAAGGAAGAGCUGCCAUAG
Symbiodinium pilosum is the source of this 1044-nucleotide messenger RNA. NCBI's taxonomy places the organism in Eukaryota, Dinophyceae, Suessiales, Symbiodiniaceae. The record is from the annotation of a GenBank genome assembly.